Rotaria sp. Silwood1 is the source of this 1494-nucleotide messenger RNA. The record is from the annotation of a GenBank genome assembly. Lineage: Eukaryota; Metazoa; Rotifera; Eurotatoria; Philodinida; Philodinidae.
AUGGCAGCUACAUAUCAAAAUCCUCUGCGUUCAAUCAGACAUCCAACAACUCAAAAGUCUCGAGUAAAAAAACCUAUCUCACAACAGCAUCCUUCUACAAUAAAGAACAAUCCUAAUAGCAUUAAAAUACGAUUUGGAAAUAAUUCAUCACAAAAUUCAAUGUAUAAACCAACAUCAAUAUUAAAGAAAAAAACGCUGCAACAACAACCAUCAUAUAUUGAUCGUUUCAAUGAAAAUACUCUUAAUUGGCAUCAACCCACUGAUCUUGAAUUAUUUCAAUCGAGACCAUUUUAUAGUCCAAUUCUCACACCACCAAGGUUAAUAACACCACCUGGUAUUGAACCUUAUCGAAAUAAUUACAAUUUACGUCGACUUAACAGUCCAUUGCCAGCACUUGAUGAUUUAUAUGUUCCUCCAGUUGGUCUUGACAGUUGGGGACUUAAUCCAACUGAUUAUCGUUUAACUUCAAAUCCUAAUUUAAUUCGACGAUAUCCAUCACCUUUAUCUCAUUAUGGUUUAGGUAGUGGACUUCAACGACAAAAGAAGUCAUAUAUUGUGGUACCUCAUCUAAGUAAUCUCUUAUCUCCGCCUGUGAGUAGUAUUCGUGGUGGUAAUUCCACAUUGCCAUUACGUCGCAUAGCACCAGUCUAUGAUCCAAUUUCACACUAUGAGAUGUCUGACUAUGCAUCUUUACCACGAAAUGAAGCAUUGGCUAAUCAUUAUAUAGAUGAGUUUAUUGGCAGAUGUAUUGAAGAUGAAUUUAUACCAGAUAUUUUACUUGAAGUCUUUAGUGAACUUGAUCAAGAAAAAAAACAAGAUGAUAUAUCUUAUAGAUCACAAAUUGAACAAUAUUAUUUAGAUCUAAAUAGACGUAUGAAUCAAGAACAAACAUAUGAUCAUUUAUUGUCUGACGAUUGGAUACGUGACCUUGAUUAUCAACAUUCACAUAUUCCUACAUCUAAUAUCGAUUCAAAUUCGUCUUUAUUGAGACCAUUACAUCUUCAAGAGGUUCCAUCUCUACAAACAACUAAUCAAGUAAGAUAUCAUGAUUUACCACCUGAUGUACAAGGGCGUUUAUUAGCAACUGUUAGUCAAGAAUUAGUUGAUUUUGAAAUAGAAAGUAUGUUACGAGAAUUAAGUAGUCAAACUUUAAAUGAUCGACCUCGUAGGGUUCCAAUUAUGGAUGAUACUACUUAUAAUAUUUAUAAUACAAGCAGACAACAAGUUGAUCCAGUUCAAUAUAAUGCAAUUGAAAACCAUGUACAAAAUAAAUUAUUAGAUACAAUAUGUUUAAAUCAAUUAAUUAUAAAAUAUUUAAAACAAAAUGGUUCAAUUGCUGAUGUUGAUGAUCUUUCACGUUUAUUAGAUGCAACUAUUCUUCAUAAUUUAAUUAAUCAAUAUCAAGAGAUAGAUGAAAAUCGUUCAAGAACAUUAGAUAAUUAUGCAUCAAGAAAAUUUCAUAUCAAUUCAUUUAUGAAUGUUGUAAGUGAAUAA